CCGCGCCGCCGAGGGGAGGCCGCGCCGAGCGGGGCCGGGACCGGGAGCGGAGCGGGGCCAUGAGCGACAUCCGGCACUCGCUGCUGCGGCGGGACGCGCUGAGCGCCGCCAAGGAGGUGCUCUACCACCUGGACAUCUACUUCAGCAGCCAGCUGCAGAACUCGCCGCUGCCGCUGGUGGACAAGGGCCCCACGGAUCUGCUCGAGGAGUUCCUGUUCCAGGUCCCCAAGGAGCGCGGAGCGCCGCCCAAGAGACUGACUCCACUUCAGGAACUUCAGCUCCUUGAGAUCAUGUGCAAUUAUUUCCAAGAGCAGACCAAGGAUUCAGUCCGGCAGGUCAUCUUUUCAUCUCUCUUCAGCCCGCAGGGGAACAAAGCAGAUGACAGCAGGAUGGCCCUGCUGGGGAAGCUGGUCUCCAUGGCAGUGGCUGUCUGCAGGGUUCCUGUGCUGGAGUGUGCUGCCUUCUGGCUGCAGAGGACCCCAGCUGUGUUCUGUGUGAGGCUGGCCCGAGCCCUGGUGGAUGAUUACUGCAACCUGGUGCCAGGCUCCAUCCAGACCCUGAAGCAGAUCUUCACUGCCAGCCCUCGCUUCUGCUGCCAGUUCAUCACCUCAGUCACAGCUCUCUACGACCUCUCCUCAGAUGACCUGAUCCCUCCCUCAGACCUGCUGGAGCUGAUUGUCUCCUGGAUCUUUGAGGACCCUCGUUUGAUCCUGAUCACCUUCCUGAACACUCCCAUCGCAGCCAACCUGCCCAUGGGCUUCCUGGAGCUCACCCCGCUCACCGGCCUCAUCCGCUGGUGCGUCAAGGCCCCCCUGGCCUACACCAGGAAGAAAAAAGCCUCUCUCUCCAAUGGACACCCUCCCAACAAAAUUGCCAAGGACUCGGCUUCAGGAGAAGACAGGGAUUGCCACCAGCUCUAUUCCAAGCUGCAUCUGAGUGUCCUGCAGGUCCUUAUGAUGCUCCAGGGGCAUUUAACGGAGAAAAACCUUUAUGGGCGCCUGGGGCUGGUGCCCUUUGACCACGUGGUUCCUCUGGUGGAGGACAUUAACAGACUGUCUGAUGAGCUCAAUCCUCUCAAUGCAUCCAAGGAGAUUGAACUUGCUCUGGACAGGCUGGCUCAGGCUUUGCAAGUGGCCAUGGCAUCAGGAGCUCUCCUGUGCACCAGAGAUGACUUGAGGACUGUGUGCUCCAGGCUACCACAUAACAACCUGCUCCAGCUGGUGAUUUCGGGCCCGGUGCAGCAGCCGACGCACGGGGCUCUGCCCCCCGGCUUCUACCCGCACAUCCACACCCCUCCGCUGGGCUACCCCGCGCUGCCUGCGCACCCCGUGCAGACCUUCAUCCCGGGCGUCGCCUUCCCCUACCGGCCCAUCCGCUAGCCCUGAGUGCCGGCAAGCCCCAGAGACGACAAACAAACGCCUGGGAAGCGCCUUUUCCUCUCGGGAGCAGCAGAGCCGAGCUCUGCCCGCGGCCCUGGGCAGCGCCGCGCUGGGGCUGGGGGCGGGAUGCACCUCCCGGGCCAAAAGGAGGGGACGGGAACGGACAACAUCAAUUCCUCUGCAAUUCCUCCAUCCGAACCUCUGAGGGCUGUGGAAGUUUUUUUUGAUGUUCCUAAACCCCUGCGGGCUGUGGAGGUUUUUCUGAUGUACCUCCGUGGUGUUUUGGAGCUGUUUACAGCAGGGUGAGCCCGGCUGCUCUGGCUCUGGGAGGGCCUUCUGUGAUUUUUUUUAUUUUUUUUUCCCCCAAGCUAUUCCACUCCAGCCUGCUUGUUUCUUUGUAAAUGUUUGUAUCUAUAGCUACAGAGGAUGUGUACACUGUAUAUUUUUGGAAGGCAGACGUUUGUUUCUGAAGCACAAGGUAGAGUAAAGCAGCACUUCCUAUUAAAGGAAACAAUUUAAGAAGCAUCAGAGCAAUCUGCUGCUUUCUUUUUCGAACAAUUUCAAACAGUUGGAUUCUUCUCUUUCCAGUGAUUAGAAGGUCCAGCUUGUCAGGUCUGUGCUGGGGUGGGGACAAAACCCAUCUGGGGCUGCUGUGACCCAUCAGUAUGUGCUCUGCAUUUUGAUCAGCUGCACAAUUUUGCUGGGAUUAUAUUCUAGCCAGUGAAGAGUGUCAGAUUUUUAAACUGCACAAGAGCACCUGGUUCCUGCAAAAACCAGACAUGUUAUAGCAUGGGAAAAUGAAUUUUUGUUGAAAUGGAAUUUCACCAGCCUUGGUAUAUUUGGUGUGUGGUACAGAACAGCAGAUCUGAUGGAAUAGAUUUCCAGUGGCUCCAGGUAUUACAGCAGAAGCCCAGAGAAACUAAUACCAACAGAAACUAAAAGAGAUUGUUUGAAGAUCUGUCUAGGAUUUUCAUGCUGAAGAAAUACCCUGUACACACCUCACUCAGUGCUUCUUGAGAAUUUGGGGUGAAAUUUGGGGUGUUUUGUUAAUGCUGGCUGAAAAAUUGGCCAAAGGCUGGCAGUGC
This is a messenger RNA of Camarhynchus parvulus, 2464 nucleotides long. RefSeq names its product chromosome 14 C7orf26 homolog (gene INTS15). The record is from RefSeq and is a predicted model, not a curated record. The transcript has 6 exons. Lineage: Eukaryota; Metazoa; Chordata; Aves; Passeriformes; Thraupidae. Bases 60 to 1379 code for a protein of 439 amino acids.